CCGCCGCCCCGCUAUAUAACGGGGGAGCCCGGCGCUGCGCAACCUCGGGAAAAAAAAAAACACGCGCCGCCCUCGGACGGAGAGCCGCGCCGGGGUUAUGAGACCGUCACCGCGCAGGACAGGCUGAGCAACGGAGGUGCCCACCAUGACCAAGUCGUACAGCGAGAGCGGGCUGAUGGGCGAGCCCCAGCCCCAGGGGCCCCCGAGCUGGACGGACGAGUGCCUCAGCUCCCAGGACGAGGACCACGAGGUGGACAAGAAGGAGGAGGACCUGGAGGGUCUGCACGUCGAGGCCGAGGAGGACUCACUGCGAAACGGCGAGGAGGAAGACGAGGAGGACGACCUGGACGAAGAGGAGGAAGAAGAGGAGGAGGAAGAGGACGACGACCAGAAGCCCAAGAGGCGGGGCCCCAAGAAGAAGAAGAUGACCAAGGCGCGCAUGGAGCGGUUCAAACUGCGGCGCAUGAAGGCCAACGCCCGGGAGCGCAACCGCAUGCACGGCCUGAACGCAGCCCUGGACAACCUGCGGAAGGUGGUGCCCUGCUACUCCAAGACGCAGAAGCUCUCCAAGAUCGAGACCCUGCGCCUGGCCAAGAACUACAUCUGGGCGCUCUCCGAGAUCCUGCGCUCGGGCAAGAGCCCUGACCUGGUCUCCUUCGUGCAGACCCUCUGCAAGGGCCUGUCGCAGCCCACCACCAACCUGGUGGCCGGCUGCCUGCAGCUCAACCCACGGACUUUCCUUCCCGAGCAGAGCCAGGAGGUGCCGCCCCACGUGGCGGCGGCCGGCGCCCCCUUCCCGGCGCACCCCUACCCGUACCAGUCUCCCGGGCUGCCCAGCCCGCCCUACGGCACCAUGGACAGCUCCCACCUCUUCCACCUCAAGCCGCCGCACGCCUACGGCGCUGCGCUCGAGCCCUUCUUCGACAGCGGCCUGGCCGAGGGCGCCAGCCCCGCCUUCGACGGGCCGCUCAGCCCGCCCCUCAGCGUCAACGGCAACUUCUCCUUCAAGCACGAGCCGGCCGCCGACUUCGACAAGAGCUACGCCUUCACCAUGCACUACCCCGCCGCCGCCGCCGCCGCCGCCGCGCUGGCCGCCGCGCCCGCCCACGCCGCCAUCUUCCCGGCCGCCGCCUCCCGCUGCGAGAUCCCGGUCGACGGCCUGGCCCCCUACGAGGGCCAUCCCCACCACGAGCGGGUCCUGAACGCCCAGCUCAACGCCAUCUUCCACGACUGAGCCCUCCGCCCGCGGGAGGGGCCGAGAGGAGAGGGGCAGAGCCGAGCCCCGCCGCCCGCCGGCGGCCAGCGCCUUGUUUACAGGGGCAGCCCGGCGGGGCCCGCCGCUGCCUUCGGGAGCCCCCGCGCCCCCGCUCACCUGUCUUGCUUCUGCUCCUCGGAGCGACGCUGUAAAUUUGGGGUAGGGGCAUUGGGAUCGCGUCAAUUACCUGAUCGGGAUAACAAAAUCACAAGCAAUAAUUAGGAUCUAUGCAAUUUUUAAACUAGCGAUGGGCCAAUUACAAAAUAUAUAUGAGAUCUAUAUUUUUCAACCAACGUUUUACUACUUGUUACCUUUCCCAUGCUGAAUUAUUUUGUUGUGAUUUUGUACAGAAUUUUUAAUGACUUUUUAUAACGUGAAUUUCCUAUUUUAAAUCAUGCAGCUUCAUCAAUUUUUAUACAUAUUGGAAAGGUAGAAUUAUAUCUAAUUUAUACAAAAUAAUUUAACUAAUUUAAACCAGCAGAAAAGUGCUUAGAGAAGUUAUGUUGCCUUAGCACUUCUUUCCUUUCAAAUAGUUGAAGAAGAAAAAAAAAUGCACAAUCCGGGCAAUUUCUUUCCCAUGAAAGUAUUCUUUUCUUUUUUAUUUUCUUGUUGUUUUCUUUUCUUUUCUUUUUCUCCUUUCUCCCCUACAACAAGAACCAGAUCCCCUAGGGCACGAGAAGAUAUAAGAACGAGAGACUUAUUUUCUAUUAAAACAUAUCAAUUCAACACAUUACUUGCACAAACUUGUAUAUAAAGAUUAUAAGCAAAUGCCAACACCCUUUUUAAAUCGAAAGCUGCUUGACUAUCACAUACAAUUUGCACUGUUUCUUUUUAGUCUUUGAACCCUUCGGCAUUCCGUGUUUUUUUGAAGAGAACUUGAAGAUGUUAAUGUUUCCAGGCGGUAUAAAUGCAUGAUUUUUAUACAUAUUCACACAAUCCGUGGUUGUCAUAUGCUCAUCUUAUAAAUCGGAACCUAAAACUAAUCAGGUUGUUAAAGUCGGGCUAUAUACCUAUUGUAGUCGAUUAGUACAGUAGCUUGAAACAAAUUCAAACCAUUUAAUCCGUAAUUAGAACAAUAGCUCUUGCAUGUACAAUGCAGUCCAGAAUAAGUGCUGUUUGAAAUGUAAUGCUGGUUCAACUGGAAUCAAUCUGUACUGUAAUUUUGUUUGUAAUCCUGUAUAUUAUGGUGUAAUGCACACUGGGAUUUUAGAAAAACAUCCAUUCUUUGGCAACAACAUAGUAUUGAACAUUUGGUCGAAUGUUGCGUUUCUCCUUAAAUGUGAUUAUUAUUUUUUUUCUUAGUGUAAGUAAUUCCUAUGGGAUUAUUGUUUUAUUCGGAUAGCUCAUGAAAGGUGCAACAUUUAUUAUUUGUAGAAUAAAAUCGGACUUAAAAAAAAA
Messenger RNA from Columba livia (rock pigeon), 2653 nucleotides. RefSeq names its product neuronal differentiation 1 (gene NEUROD1). Gene Ontology annotation, molecular function: DNA-binding transcription factor activity, RNA polymerase II-specific; protein dimerization activity; E-box binding. Gene Ontology annotation, biological process: positive regulation of transcription by RNA polymerase II; nervous system development; sensory organ development. The record is from RefSeq and is a predicted model, not a curated record. Lineage: Eukaryota; Metazoa; Chordata; Aves; Columbiformes; Columbidae. Bases 146 to 1234 code for a protein of 362 amino acids. Gene Ontology annotation, cellular component: nucleus. The transcript is spliced from 2 exons.